AUGGCAGAAACAGUGGUGAUCCACAGAGAUGACAUCAUCAUGGAAGGCUUUUUGGUCAAACAGUCGAGACAUCUGAAGGAAUGGCGGCAGAGAUGGUUUGUUCUCACACCGCAGUACCUUUGCAGUUUCAGAACACAAGGCGAGUACAGAAAUCCCACGGAGUAUAUUCGCUUGUCUGAAUGCUCCACUGUGCGAUCGGUUGACGAUCAGACCGGAAAGGAGAACUCUUUUUGCGUCCAGUGCGACAGCAGAGCCUUCUUGCUCAUUGCUGCCAAGGCGGAGGAUAAAGAGCUUUGGAUCUCGCGCAUUGGCCGUCUCAUGAUUCGUCGGGCUGUCAUGCUGGAGGAUAACGAUUUUGAAUGA
This is a messenger RNA of Symbiodinium pilosum, 363 nucleotides long. The record is from the annotation of a GenBank genome assembly. NCBI's taxonomy places the organism in Eukaryota, Dinophyceae, Suessiales, Symbiodiniaceae.